Messenger RNA from Boleophthalmus pectinirostris (great blue-spotted mudskipper), 1631 nucleotides. RefSeq names its product B-cell translocation gene 3 (gene btg3). The record is from RefSeq and is a predicted model, not a curated record. Bases 187 to 888 code for a protein of 233 amino acids. The transcript has 5 exons. Gene Ontology annotation, biological process: negative regulation of cell population proliferation; negative regulation of mitotic cell cycle. NCBI's taxonomy places the organism in Eukaryota, Metazoa, Chordata, Actinopteri, Gobiiformes, Gobiidae. Gene Ontology annotation, cellular component: nucleus; cytoplasm.
CCGUAAGGUCUCGUGUUUAGCCAAUCAGAGUCGCGGAGGGGCGGGUUUACAAACGUUCUCUUUUGGCGUGAAGUUCCAUUCAUGAAUGUGUCAUGAUCCAACCAUAUGGUACCGCCGGAGAGGGGAGACGAGUACGCGGACAAAAUAUCCAAGAAACUGUCCAAUGUGAAGACAAUUAUCUAAAAAAUGAAGAAAGAAAUUGCAGUUGUAAUAUUUUUUCUAAAAGCUUAUCUAAAGAAAAGCAGUCAUGAUUCAGAGAAGAUUGACCUUUUCGUUGAGAGACUGGCUGUCGCACUCCAUGAUAAAUUCAAGGGGCACUGGUAUCCUGACAAUCCCAGCAAAGGCCAGGCAUACAGGUGUAUACGACUUAAUAAAUUUUACACACAGGACCCAGAGAUUCUUCGAGCUUGUCAGGAAAGUGGGAUUGAGUACAAGGAUCUUAAACUGCCAGAUGAGCUAACAUUAUGGGUGGAUCCUGGCGAAGUUUGUUGCAGAUAUGAGGAGUACAGGCACUUCUUCCCUUUGGCUACAUUGUCCAAAGAUGAGGAUGAAAAAGAACUUGCAAAGAAGGUGACCAAAGCCCUGGAGAGAGUAACGUCAGACUACCACUCUGGUUCUUCUUCUGAUGAGGAGACUUCACGAAAAUCCACUUUUACGAUACCAAACCGCUACUUUAAUCCCAAGGCAAAUAAUUCGGCUCACUAUCAUUCCCAAAGGAUGGAAAGAGGAAGUGGUAACAUGUUUCCAAAGCCACCCCACAUGUCAAGACCUCGUCACAGACCCGCGCCAAGCCACUGGAUGAGACAAUAUAUGUGGGCCAACGCUGCACAGAGUCAACACCAUCAUGGAAACUGGAGAGCUCCACCGAUCUUUCAUCAGUACUACUAAAAAGUACUGGCGACAGUCAUUCACAUUGGACAUUAAACCUUGAAAACUCUAAAAUGACUGACCAAUGUUUUUAUAACUAGGUUUUUAUACUAAUAUUUUAUAACAGUUUUUUGCACUUUAGACAAUUUGUUAGAGUUUGCAAAAUCACUUUUAUAGGAGGGUAAGAUUUUAGUCCUACAUAUGGAGCCAAGACGUACUGUAUUUUUACAAUUGUGAAUUUUAUUGUACCACUUUGUCCUAUGAGCUAAUAUUUUAUUUAUUCGUUGUGUAGAUCUCAAGGCUUAAAGUUAAGAAGUUUUCUAGAAAAGAAUUCCCUGGCAUCAUGAUUGUCUAGAAAGUACUGAUUCUGUACAUUUAGAUCUGUCUGCUGUCUACUUAAUGGAAUUAAUGAAGUCAAUAUUUAAAGAUUUGUAUUUCUGUAUUGUUGAUGUGGCAUAUAUUUUGUUUCCACUGGUGCUCUAUCAAUCUAUGUGUUACAUGAAACUAUUUUAGCACAAUCAGUAUUCAGCCAGAUCAGUAAAAUCUGCUGUUUGAACUGCUUUGUAUUUUGUAUUUAAUGUUUAUUGAUAUUUUAUGUGGUAGACUGUAGAUAUAUGUAGGAAGAUUCCACAAUCAGUCAACCCUUUUGUCAUAGAUAACCAUUAACCUGAUGUAGAUUUAAGAACUAUAUCAACUAUGUGUCCUAUUUUAAACUUAGUUUAACCCUAAUUAAUACGUACACAAUAAAAACUUGUGGAAUUCUG